This is a messenger RNA of Strongylus vulgaris, 1172 nucleotides long. The record is from the annotation of a GenBank genome assembly. NCBI's taxonomy places the organism in Eukaryota, Metazoa, Nematoda, Chromadorea, Rhabditida, Strongylidae.
AUGAACUUCGUUAUUCCAAAGAAAAAACGUGCAGUGGAGAAAGCCGUUAUCGAUUUAUCAACAAUUGAGCCCAAGGCUACCGUCGAGGAAGUCCCUAAAGGUUCGGAGAAGUUCAGCACAGUCAAAAAUGUGAUUUUGAAUGGUGUGUCAGAUCGUCAAGUUCUCCAUUUUUUUCACAUAGAAAAAGUACAAUUGAUCAAGAACCCAUUUCUCGAAUUCAAGUAUGACCAGUUCAAAAUAAACCUACGAGGAAAUGGACAAAGCGAUGCAGAAAGUUAUGAAUUUCUAUCUCUUGGAUUUGACGGCGAUGAUUUAACGUACAUAGCUGACAAUGGCUACGCCGUUGGUACCUCCUUCUACGGGGACUUAGGCUCGCCAACCCGUGGAAUAUACCUUUACCGCUACGUAGAUUUGGUGACGCCAUCCCUAUUGUACAAGGAUGAGACUAUGCGCGUUAUGGUGUUCCGCACUUUAAGGGGGAAAAGUUGCGCAGUUGGAUUGGGCUCUACGGAGUUGGAACCGACUUUGGAAUGUUGCAGCCAUGUUGCAGCCGCUGAUAACACUCCUCUAUCGCGCAAAUCUCGGCAGCAACUGCAUCGUCAGGCUGCGGUGUAUCAUUACGAGUACAAUAAGGAUAUGUCUGUUGCUGAUGUUCCAUCCGGUGUUUUACCAUAUGCUGUUGUGGAUCUUCGAUUUAGUUUAUCUGAGAAAAACCAGUUCUUUAAUAUCCUCCCAUCAUUAGGUUACGUCAAUGAAGCACUCUACUUUACUCCUGUAUACGAGGGUAACCUCACUAUAUUGUCUGCAAGUUUCCAACGGGCAGUGUUAAGCACAGUAUUUGAGGAUUCUAACAAGCCUCAUGGACUAGAUGACUCCUUAAUAUUCACUAAAUUGCUCCAAUGGACAGACGCUAUUGAUAUCAGAGGCAUUACUCAGUUAAUAGCGCAUGAUAGCUGGGGUUUGAUAGCCAAACAACGGGAAGUUUGUGUCAAGAAUAUGACUGAUCGAGCAGAGAAAUGGAAAGUUCGCUAUGUUUCCCAUUUUGUCUGGACAUGCGGUGAUCCACGAUUCGCUACUUUAGUCAAUAGCAUGCGCAUCGAGCAGUGCGUGAGUGUAUCAGAUGUCUACUUCGAUAUUUUAGUUCUAUUAUCAGCUGCAGUGAUGUCUUAGAA